Messenger RNA from Didymodactylos carnosus, 1191 nucleotides. The record is from the annotation of a GenBank genome assembly. NCBI's taxonomy places the organism in Eukaryota, Metazoa, Rotifera, Eurotatoria, Philodinida, Philodinidae.
AUGAAAAUACUCAUUUCAGUCGUGUUAGUUUUCACACUAAUCUACAAUUCCAGUUCCGAUCAAAAUUAUCAGAAAUUCGCCGUAAGUCUAUUAAAUUUACUUGAUCCACCAAAUAGUUCAUCAAUAUGGUCACCAACAAGUAUUGGUCUAGCAUUGAGCAUGUGUGCAGCAGGUGCCAAAGUAAAUACUCUCAAUCAAUUGCUUUUGGCUCUCGAUGCUACGACAAUCGGCCAAUUGAACACUGACUCUAAGAAGAUCAUUAAUAAUGUGAUUGGAAAGCUCUCAGAAAACCAAGUGAUUGUAGCCGAUCGUCUAUAUGUUCAAAAUAAAUAUCAACUCUAUCAGAAUUAUAAACAUGAUCUAAAUACGUUCUACAACGCCACUAUUGUUCCAAUAGAUUUUUCUAAGCAAAUUGCUGCCGCCAAUACGAUUAAUAAAUGGGUUUCACAAGAAACAAAAAAUUUGAUCAAAAACAUUAUUUUACCUACUGAUGUUAACUCGCUUACUCGUCUAGUUCUUAUCAACUGUCUUUACUUUAAAGCUCAAUGGCUCAAACCAUUUAAAAAAGGUUCAACAGAUACAAAACCAUUUCAAAUAACCACCACAAAUACUGUCAAUGUUCAAAUGAUGCAUACUACCAGUGAGUCUUUCUCCUAUAUAAAUGCAACCGAUAGUAUUAAGGCACAAAUCGUUGAAAUUCCAUUCAAUACUACAAACAACAAUAAAAAUCUUCAGCUUGUAUUUAAUGUUAUUCUACCAAAUGAAGGUGUCACACUGGCAGCUGUUCAGAAACAACUCACUGCAAACAUAUUGAAAACUCUUUUAAACUCUGUUAAAGGAGCAUUUAUUGAAUUAUCAUUACCAAAAUUUAAAACUGAAUCAACAUUUGAUCUGAAGAAGCCACUUCAAACUGUUAAUGUAAUUGAUGUUUUUAAUGUGAAUAAAGCCAAUCUAACAGGUAUUAGUCCAAGUCAACCACCUCCUCUUUACGUUACGAAGGUAAUUCAUAAGGCAUUUAUCGAUGUCGACGAAAAUGGGGUGACGGCAGCAGCCGUAACUGCAGUUAGUAUUAGUACAACAGCUAUACCUACUGGAAUAAUAGUGUUCAAUUGUAAUCGACCAUUUUUAUAUUUAAUUCGAGAAAAAACUAGUGGACUCGUUUUGUUUGUUGGAACUUAUUAUGGAAAAUAA